Neurospora crassa OR74A is the source of this 1053-nucleotide messenger RNA. RefSeq lists its product as hypothetical. The record is from RefSeq and is a predicted model, not a curated record. Gene Ontology annotation, biological process: mRNA splicing, via spliceosome. NCBI's taxonomy places the organism in Eukaryota, Fungi, Ascomycota, Sordariomycetes, Sordariales, Sordariaceae. The coding region runs from base 132 to 773 and encodes 213 amino acids. Gene Ontology annotation, cellular component: U5 snRNP; U4/U6 x U5 tri-snRNP complex; U2 snRNP. The transcript is spliced from 5 exons. Gene Ontology annotation, molecular function: RNA binding.
CGCGACUCUGAAGCCUCCCCGCGAAGAGCUGUUGAGAACGCGACGACGAAGUUCAAGCAACUUUGUCGAGAAACCAAACGGUUAAUUUUUGUACCAUUUGAACAGCUACUCUGUAGCAAACAGUCGCAAAGAUGGCGUCGACCAACAAGCAAGGCAAGAUGGCCGGUUACAUCAACUACCGGAUGCGUGUCACUCUUAACGAUGGCCGCCAGAUGACUGGACAAAUGCUUGCUUUCGACAAGCACAUGAACCUCGUCCUGGCCGAUGCUGAAGAGUUCCGUCGCAUUAAGCGGAGACAAAACAAGCCUGCCGCCCCUGGCUCGUCUGCCCCCGCCGUCCAGACCGUCGAACAGGAGGAGAAGCGCACAUUGGGUCUUACAAUCAUCCGUGGUGCCCAUAUUGUCUCGCUCUCGGUCGAAUCGCCUCCCCCCGCGGACCCGAGCGCUCGUCUCGGAAAAUCGACUGGUGGAGGACUUGCUUCAACGCUCCAGGCUGGUCCUGGUGUUGCUCGACCUGCUGGACGUGGUGCUGCCGCUCCUAUCUCGCUCGCCGGUCCCGCCGCUGGUGUUGGCGGCGCUGCGCCUCCCCCGCCGUUCCCUGGGUUCCCCGGUGCUGCACCCCCCGGUUUCCCCGGCCGUGGUGGCCCUCCUCCUCCCGGCUUCCCUGUAUUCCCUCCCGCAGCUGGCUUCCCCGGUGCCCCUGGUUUCCCGCCCUCGUUCCCGCCCCCAGGCGCUGGUGGCCCAGCUGGCUUCAACCCGCCUCCCCGCAGAUAAGGAGGUUGACUGCUCGAUUUUACCGUUAAUUUACCGAUCCAAUCUGAUGGUGUAUUGUGUCUGAGACAUGCUAGAACUCCCCUGCAUGAAGCGGGCUCGGAUGAAAGCAAAUGAAGCUCUGCCAUGGUUCAAGAGGUGUGAAUUUUACGCUGGCGUUUAGGGGGUUCACUGAAAACAUUUGUUUAGAGCGGGAUAAGUACCUGCGUUUUGCAAGCAUGAAUCAGGGAUAUAGCAUUGCAAAAACAUGGCAAACAUCACUACAAAUAAUGAAAACCAUAGC